Molecule: messenger RNA, 582 nt
Organism: Papaver somniferum (opium poppy)
Lineage: Eukaryota; Viridiplantae; Streptophyta; Magnoliopsida; Ranunculales; Papaveraceae
Exons: 1
Coding region: 1-582 (193 amino acids)
Molecular function (GO): RNA-DNA hybrid ribonuclease activity; nucleic acid binding
Source: RefSeq, a predicted model, not a curated record
AUGAUAAGAUAUAAACUAGACAGAUUGCAUAAAACUAUUGGCCAUAACCAGCAGAUACCUUGUAGCACUCUACAGCCCAAUGCACCAUGGACUCCACCCAAGCUGCCUUUUUUAACCAUAAAUUGUGAUGGUUCAUUUGACCCCAACACAGGACUAACUGGAACUUCUUGUAUUUUGCGUGACUUUGCAGGCACCUGGAGAGGAUGCGCAGCAAACUGCUAUGCAGAAAUAAGGGAUGUUGAGCAACCUGAAUGCCUGGCGCUUCUUGCUGUCAGAUGGAGUAAAAUGAUGCAGCUUACAGAUUUGAUAUUCGAAACUGAUCUAAAGAAUAUAGCAGACUAUAUUAAUAAAGCUUCACCAGUUAUAGCAUGGGAGAACGAAGGCAUCUUGCUUGAUGUUUUAGUAGUUUUAAAGUCAUUUCAAUGUUGGGAAUGUAAGUACAUUCCUAGAGUCUGUAAUAAAGUAGCGGAUAUGCUAGCUAAGUUUAGUAGACGGUUUAGGAUCAGUAAGGUCUGGUCAGAUGCUCCUCCUAAUAUUAUAGAGGAACAAUUAUUGUUGGACAAUUUACACUCUCUGGCUUAA